Messenger RNA from Aspergillus japonicus CBS 114.51, 1237 nucleotides. RefSeq lists its product as uncharacterized. The record is from RefSeq and is a predicted model, not a curated record. The coding region runs from base 146 to 1237 and encodes 363 amino acids. NCBI's taxonomy places the organism in Eukaryota, Fungi, Ascomycota, Eurotiomycetes, Eurotiales, Aspergillaceae. The transcript has a single exon.
CGGGGUGCGAUUCCAGCAUCACGAAGGCACAUUAGCCAUUUAUGUCGAGAGAGCAACAGUGAAUAGUCGUCGUAUUCUGUCCCUCAUCUUCAUGUCUUAAUUUGCUCUACUACCAGCACUCAUCACUACUGUCAUAGCGCGAGAAAUGGCCCCAAGCAACGAUGCCCACCACCUGGGACCGCCCAAGCCAGCAGGCCGGGUCCUCCUAAUCACCUACCCCCGCACGGCCUCCAACCUGCUCGUCAAGAUGAUCUCCCUGUCCGACCAGCGCAAUGUUGUCUCCAACGAGCGGGGCGGCUACUUCUUCUGGGACGCCUUCAUGAACGCGCGCGACACGGUCUGCAGCCGCCGGCCCGGCGAGCAGUGGGACCCCUCCGAGACCGCGAACCUGCGGCACGCCUUCCAGCAGAACCUCGACCACAUCGAAGCCACCUCGCAGGCCGCCCUCACCCAGGGCAAGGUCUUCUUCGCCAAGGAGCACACCCUCUGGCUGGCCGAACCGGCCGCGAUGACCCAGUACCUGGCCACGGGUGGCCGCAGCCAUCAGCCCUCGACGCGCCUGGGCGUGCAGGUGCCCAAAUCAUACCUCAAGGCCAGAGCCACCACCACCCCCAGCAGCAGCAACAGCAGCAACAGCGCAGCAUUCUCCCCGGAGAACUUCACCAUCCUCCCAGACGCCUACCUAGCCACGUGGCGCCCGACCUUCCUCAUCCGCCACCCGGCCCUGGUGUUCCCUUCCUUCUACCGCGCGCUGCAAGGACUGGAGGAGGAGAGCUUCUGCGAGCCGCGCAUGAUCGAGCCGUUCCUGGAGCUGCACGCCACGCUGCGGUGGACGAGGUUGUUGUACGACUGGUAUUGUGAUCGCGGAGACGCCCGGCCUCCGCCGCUGCUGCUCGACGCGCAGGAUGUCAUCCAUCACCCGGAGGUGGUCACUAAGUACUGCGAACGCAUCGGCAUGGACCCGGAGAAGGUCCGGCUCACCUGGCAUCAGGCGGAGAGGCGGUCGGGGGAGCAAGAGGACCCCCGCGCCCGGGCCGAGGCGGUCAUGCUCGCGACGCUGGAUCGGUCGACCUCCUUGCUCAAGGAUCGGACCCCCGCCUUUGUGGAUGUCGGGGCUGAGAGGGUGAAGUGGGACGACGAGUUUGGGAGUCGGGUGGCGCAGCAGAUGGGGAGGUGGGUUGACGAUGCUAUGCCGGAUUAUGAGUAUCUGUGGCGGAGGAGGUUGCGGGUGGAUUGA